GCUUGAGGGACUAACUUGGCUCUGGAGCCUUUGUUCCUCACCUCCUGACUCGAUUUUCCUUUCGUCUAUGUUUGGCUACGGCUUCAUUAUGCUUGUGCUGAAUUUUCCUAUGGUCUGGCUCUAGCAAUACCUUCUUUCCAUUGCACCUAUACGCUCCUUACCGGCGCCGCUCCAUCCAACCUCUCCCACGGGGACUACCCUCAACACGAGGCUAGCGAUUGGGGUGCUCACCAAUGCCAGUUUUCUUUCUUAUAUUACUUUAAACCUCCGGUUUUCUUUUUGUCCCCGAUAUGCCUCGGUCAAAGUCGUCGGCAAGCCCUGCUGUCGAGCGGCGCGAUCGCUUGACACUCGCGAAACUGGCCAGCUAUGAUGAUGUCGCGACAGAUGCGCUGGUGGACCGAGCUUAUUUCUGGACAAGUAUCCGCAAGAACCGCACCAAAUAUAACCCCGCCCGGGGCAUCCACGAUGACGAUGUUGCGCAGAUUCUCCUCCACGACGUGAUUGUCGGCAAGGAUGCGAGUAAAGCAGAAAACAGGUUGCUAGCUAUGUCGGGGCUGCGAAAAUACAUGGCAAGGCUGUCCGGCGAUCGAGAGAAGGAGUGGUUCCGUCGUCACUUGCGCAAGUACGUCCAGAUGUACUUACCCGACUGUCCGUUUGAAGUCACCACGACCAAUCGCUACACCAUCACCGUCCAUGAAGCCGCCAUCUGCGCCAGGAAGUUUAUCAGGCAGGGCCAGGAGAUCAAGUACCUGAGCGGGACUCUAGUCGCGAUGACUCGUGAGGAGGAACUGGAUUUGGGUCUAACGCGCAAAGACUUCAGCAUUGUCAUGUCGAGCCGGAAAAAGGCCCCGUCAUUCUUCUUGGGUCCGGCCCGGUUUGCGAAUCAUGACUGCCACGCGAACGGCCGCCUGGUCACUCGUGGCUCGGAAGGCAUGCAGGUCGUAGCUACGCGUGACAUCUACAUCGGCGAGGAGAUCACCGUGUCUUACGGCGAUGACUAUUUUGGCGUUGACAAUUGCGAAUGUCUCUGUCUAACCUGCGAGCGGGCGGUUCGCAACGGCUGGGCUCCAGAUGGGGAGGUCACAUCGCCCAGGAGUGACGCCUCGACGCCGGCUCCGAAUGACAUGCCCACCUCAAACGAAGAAACCCCAGUGCCUGAAUCAGCCUUGGGCCCGAGACCAUCGAACAAACGAAAACGUGGAUCCGAUGGGGAUUCCGAGGUUAUAGUCUCUCUAACCCCUCGCAAGCGGGGGAAGUUUGAGCGUCAGAAUUCUAAACUCAGAGAGGAAAUCGCGCUGCCCGAUAUUGCUGCUUCGAUUGAAGUAUCGACCGUGACGGCCGCAGCCGCCUCGACACUCAUUGUGGAAGCAAAGACAAAUAUUCGGCUUCCGGUUAUGAUGGGAGAUUGUCCCCUGGCGAGUAUAGCUCCUGGUAACGAGACGACCGGCCAACUCCUUGCCACCGUCGACUUCGAGUCAACUACUUUGCUUACUACCGAGGAAUCGCAGAGACGCUCUGGCUCUACAACACCGACAUCAGAAAGUGACAGCCGAGUCUCAGAGAUUAAAACCGAACAGACCACAGAACCUUCUGUGGGUACAGGCAGUGGAAUCCCCCUCCAUCCGGAGCUUCCACUCCCAAGCAAUAUCGAUGGUCUGUCAGACCUGUCUGGCUCGUGUGAGCCGGACGAAAAGUUCGGUAAUGGGGUGGGACGGCCGAAGAAAGGCCGCCGCUCGUCGCGCUCUAAAGCGCUUAUUCUCUCUGUUGAGGAAGACUUGCCGCGAGCCCGCAUGCCUGGCGACUACACCAAGACCUCGCGGUUGCUUGCUCAUCGAUACGAUCGCUGGGUUGAGUGCCACACCUGCAACGUCUGGUUUGUUCAGCAAGACUCUUAUCUGACGCGCCGCGAAUGUCCUCGCUGCGAACGCCACUCGAAGCUGUACGGCUACCGCUGGCCCAAGACCGACCGGGACGGUCUGUACGACGACGAGGAGCGGAUCAUGGACCACCGUGAAGUCCACCGCUUCCUGUACCCGGAGGAAGAGGCCAAAAUCUCCCGCCGACACCGCGGCAUCGGCUUUGGCGUCACGCCGACCCCGGAGCUCUCUGAUGCCCCCCUCACAGAAACGGACGUCAGCGAGAAUGGCACAAAUCGUCGCGACACCAGAGCCAGCAGGCGGCGCACGCGAGAGAUCCGCAAGACGAUGUAAUGGCCUCGUGCUCCCUAUGUCUCACUACACCCUCCUUUCAUCUAACGCUUACCAUAUUCCUGGAAGUGACAUGUACUAUAAUGAUAUUAUCUUUGAACAGCGCGGAGUUGGGUUAUGUUUUGAUUCGAGUUCAAAGAACUAUCAGACUUGCGGCUUAAUUGGGCGACAUACCAUGCAAUCAUUUGGAGCAUCCGAUGCCAUCUAAUGUGCGAUCACGAUGUUUCAUUGUCCAUGCUUCUCUUUUUCUAUUCCAGGGAGAUUUAAAUCCUUACCACUUAUGUAUUUUACUUGGAGAUCAGGGCUACUAAACCUGUAUUCGCAUCUAUUUCAACAUAUCAGUGUUAGCCAGCUAACAAUAAUCUUGAUAUCUGGAAUAGAUCCCAACCAUUGAACCAC
Molecule: messenger RNA, 2606 nt
Organism: Penicilliopsis zonata CBS 506.65
Lineage: Eukaryota; Fungi; Ascomycota; Eurotiomycetes; Eurotiales; Aspergillaceae
Exons: 2
Coding region: 291-2210 (639 amino acids)
Cellular component (GO): nucleus
Molecular function (GO): histone H4K20 methyltransferase activity; protein binding
Source: RefSeq, a predicted model, not a curated record